GAACUAUUUAGUUGCUCCGAUGACAUUGCUUUCCUUGUAAUAACGUCGUUGAGACAGUCCAGGUGAUGAAUCAAGGAACAGUACCGAAAACAACCAAGAUCAACAUGGAAGUACCCCAGCCACCAGUACACGGCAGACCCGACAACCUUACCGCAAGGCUCGUCGCGAUCAUCAUCCACGAAAUGACAGCAUGCAUCUCGCGUUGGCGCGAUUAUGCCGCCUCCAAAGAUGCGCAGCUUCAGCAACUUCACAAAAACUCCCAACAUCUCGAAGCACGCAUCGAAACGCAGCGUCACACCAUCAACGCGCAAGCCGAGCGCAUUAGUCGUCUGGAGUUCGAAAUGUCUCCUAUGGAACUCUCAUGCAAUACUGUGUCGCCAGCGGCGUUUUCAAUGUCGCUGCAGGAGUCUAGACGCAAGAUGUCGGGUUCUAUCAUAGACCUGCAGUCAAGCUUCACAGGCGGCACGUUCGAGAAUGCUUUGCAGGAGACAUACGGUCAAGCACACGGCGGCGAUGGUGCGAGCCUAGAGGGCGACGCUUUAGCUCCAUUGAUGGCGUUGGCAAUGACCGCGGUAGGGGACGCAGCUGAACCGCGGUUUGGAGCAGAGGAGGUGACGCAGAGCGAGAGCCUAAACCCGAAGAAGAGGCACCUGGAAGAGUACGAUGCUUUUCGAAGCGAGUCCGGCAAAGUUGAUGAAGGCAAAUGGAUUGGAAAGUCUGCCUGCAAUAGAUUGUUGCUGUAACUUGUUGCACCUUGGAUGUAGCGAUCUGCGUGAAGCUAUUAUUCCAUC
This is a messenger RNA of Colletotrichum godetiae, 791 nucleotides long. RefSeq lists its product as uncharacterized. The record is from RefSeq and is a predicted model, not a curated record. Bases 66 to 743 code for a protein of 225 amino acids. The transcript has a single exon. Lineage: Eukaryota; Fungi; Ascomycota; Sordariomycetes; Glomerellales; Glomerellaceae.